AUAUUUGAAAAAAAACUUUAACAUUACUUGACCCCAGCAUCUAGUAUUAGAUAAUUUCUUUUUUGUUUAUGAAAUAUAUUGAUAAUCGACCUGGAGAACAAGUUACAAGAAACUAAAACUAUUUAAAUUAAAUAUUAAAGAUUUUUUACUUUUUAUAUUUGAAAAGUUUGUUAUCUACAUAAAUAAGUUUAGGGGGAAAAGAUAUACAUUUUUGAGCAAUUCUUUAUAUUCGAUAUGACUUGGAGAGCUAUCUUAACAACAUCAGCUGUUGUUGCUCCGAUAACUGCAGUGUCACUUGAUAUAUUUGGCUAUGUAGCAAAGGUAGAGGGUAUAUCUAUGCAACCGACUUUGAACCCUACAGGAGAAUCAGAUUAUAUAUUUUUGAAUAGAUGGGCAGUGAGAAAUUAUGAAUUUGCGAGAGGAGAUGUAGUUUCAUUAAUGUGUCCAAAUAAUCCGAAGCAGAAAAUUAUUAAAAGAAUAGUCGCACUUGAAGGGGAUACAGUUAAAACGAUAUCUUAUAAGAAUCGAAAAGUUAUUAUACCAAAAGGUCAUUGUUGGUUGGAAGGCGACAAUAGAAAUCAUAGUUUAGACAGUAAUUACUUUGGUCCAGUUGCUCUGGGUUUAAUUACUGCAAAGGCAAAGAGAAUUAUAUGGCCACCAACUAGAUGGAAGGAAAUUGAAUUUUCAAAUAGUAUUGGAUCCGAUCGUUUAAAAAUACCUUUUGCAAAUGAUGAUGAUGAUGAUGACGAAGACAACUUUUAAUAGUGUUAAUAAAAAAAGGACAAGUUAUAUAUAGAUACUAUAUAUAUAUCUGACCUCAUUAAUAUUCAUUAUAAAUUAUAAUAAUAUAUAAACAAAUAUCACCUCUUGUUUGCAUCUUGAAUAUAUUUUCAAUUAAAAGAUCCUCUAUAUAUUGUUUUGAAAUCUUACUACUUCGCCAUCUAGUGAUUUAAGAAUCUUAGAAACAAUUAACUAAUAAAGGUGUACUUCAUUUACUAGACAUAAGAACGAGUUUCUGGACAAAGACAAUCAACUGCAUGUAAUUGAGUUAUGUAACUUUGUCUGGAGGAUAUUUAUUCGCGUCUUAAUUUCAGAUUCAGUGUUUUUCGUUAAUG
Molecule: messenger RNA, 1115 nt
Organism: Dimorphilus gyrociliatus
Lineage: Eukaryota; Metazoa; Annelida; Polychaeta; Dinophilidae
Source: the annotation of a GenBank genome assembly